Molecule: messenger RNA, 1263 nt
Organism: Penicillium paradoxum
Lineage: Eukaryota; Fungi; Ascomycota; Eurotiomycetes; Eurotiales; Aspergillaceae
Exons: 2
Coding region: 1-1263 (420 amino acids)
Biological process (GO): protein refolding
Cellular component (GO): cytoplasm
Molecular function (GO): Hsp70 protein binding
Source: RefSeq, a predicted model, not a curated record
AUGCAAAUAUUACGACUCUUAGUUGCGGUAGCCGUAGUGCUAUUCUCCGUCGUUGUGAUCGCCGCCGAAGAUUACUACAAGGUGCUUGGUCUUUCCAAAACUGCAUCAGAGAAAGAUAUCAAGCGAGCAUACAGAACACUGAGCAAAAAAUAUCAUCCGGAUAAGAACCCCGGCGACGACACCGCGCGCGAAAAGUUCGUCGAAAUCGCAGAUGCCUACGAUGUUCUCUCAACCAGCACGCUACGCAAAGUAUACGACGCAUACGGCCACGACGGGGUCGAGCAGCACCGCAAAGGCGGGUCAGCGGGCGGCGGCCACGACCCAUUCGAUCUAUUCUCGCGAUUCUUCGGCGGCGGCGGACAUUCCGGCCACGCGCCUGGCCACCGACGCGGACCAGAUAUGGAAGUACGUGCGGCGCUGCCGCUCCGGGAUUUCUACACCGGGCGCGAGAUCAAUUUCCUCGUCGAGAAGCAGCAGAUUUGUGAUACGUGCGAAGGCACGGGAUCGAAGGACCGUCAUGUUGUGACUUGUGAUCGUUGUUCUGGGCGUGGUGUGGUUAUUCAGAAACACAUGCUUGCGCCGGGGAUGUUCCAGCAGGUGCAGAUGCAGUGUGAUAGGUGUCAUGGACAGGGGAAGAAGAUUAAGAAUCCUUGUCCUGUUUGUGAGGGUAAUCGGGUUGUCAGGAAUCAGGUUGAGACCAGUGCCGUUAUUGAGCCUGGUAUGGGCAAGGGUACCAGACUUGUGUUUGAGAAUGAGGCUGAUGAGAGCCCUGACUGGAUUGCUGGUGAUUUGAUUGUCAUUCUGGAUGAGAAGGAGGCCGAGUUCGGGAAGUCGGAGGAGGAGAGAACGGAUGGGACAUUCUUCCGACGCAAAGGAAAGGAUCUUUUCUGGAAGGAGACUCUUUCUUUGCGGGAGGCUUGGAUGGGUGAAUGGACCCGCAACCUUACACACCUUGAUGGACAUAUUGUACAUCUUGGGCGCCGACGUGGCGAGGUUGUGCAGCCCCUGGCUGUUGAGACUGUGACCGGAGAGGGCAUGCCACAUUACUCCGAAGGUCAUUUACAUGAUCACAAUGAGAAUGAUGAGACGGGCAAUUUGUAUAUUGAAUACGCUGUCGUCUUGCCAGAUCAGAUGAAGAGCGGUAUGGAGAAGGACUUCCACUCGCUCUGGGAGAAGUGGCGCAAGAAGAUUGGAGUCGAUUUGGCGAAGGAUUCUGGGCGACCGGUUGCGCCUCCGCCGGCGGAGGAGAAGGAUGAGUUGUGA